UCUUCAAUAGCCUGAUAACACGGACGAGUUUGUUAAAAGUCAAUUUUUUUUAUUGUAAGUUGGUUUAUAUUUUAACUAUCGUACUGUAUGAACAAUAUUUUUUUUUUUUUUCAAACGAUAAGUAUAAAUAUCUGUGAUUGGUUAAAUUAUUUUAAUUUGAUUGGUGUGUUUUUUUUACUAAUGUAAAUAAUCAAAAUAUAUCCGACAUGUCAAGCUUAAUUAUAACAAAUUGGUAAACUUAAAUGUACUGUUUUUUAAACAGAGUUCAAAAUGUUGAUAAAUUUUUCAAAUGAAGGCCUCACGACUGAAAUAGCGUGUGACAGGAUCUGUUCUGACGACUAUGAUGUCACUAAUCUGAUAUCGCUUAAAGCAUCGGAAAGGAGUAGAGGCUUCCUUGCCGGACAUUUCAUCAAACCACCCGUACUGAUCAGGCUCAAGUUUAUUUGUGAUGUUAACAUAGAAUCGGUCAUUAUCAAUUCAAGGGUUGGCCAACAGAAGUCAUCCGGCUUUGAGGUAUUCACUGCGAGAGACGGCUGUGAGGAGGUGUUUGUCGGAUCGGGUCUUGCUCAGGGCGAUGCUGUCGAGUUUCAUAUACACGGUCGGUCGGACAAGGCCGACUCAUUUUCAUUUAAGUCUUCAAAGUACCUCAACAAAAUCAGGCAGCUCGCUAUUCGGAUAUUUAGGACUGACGGCUCGACAUUGCCCUCGUUGAAGCGACUCGAUGUGUGGGGUACUGUGAACAAGAUCACCACCAAAGAGGAUACCGAAAGGGUCCUCCAGAUUUGGAAGAAUAUUUCAGACCCGCCUAGAAAAACUGUGGAGACUGAAAAGAAAGAAACUCCAUGCCAGAAAAGGUUCAGGUACACAAAGCCAAUUCCGACAGUAGAAAUUCCGGAGGAAUUCAUUGAUCCUAUAACAUGUGACUUGAUGACAAUCCCCAUGACCUUGCCCUCGGGUAAAGUAGUGGAUGCUUUGACACUUGAAAAGUUCUACGAAUCAGAGAAGGAGCAUGGAAGGGGACAGAGCGACCCUUUCACCGGGGUGGCCUUUUCAGAUUCGAGCAGGCCAAUUGUCGCAACAUCAUUGAAGGCAAGAAUGGACAAAUUUUUAUUAGAAAACUCUUUCGUUCCAGAGUUGAAAAAUGCUCCUAGGGCGUUGGGAAAAAAAUCAGAAGUUGUCCCUCUUGUUUCGACACCAGGACCAAGUCAGUGCUCUGGGAAGAAGAGGAGUUUUGAAGAAAUGCUACAAACUUGUCUCUCGGGGCUUCCGUCCUUUCUAGAAAAUGCUAAAGUGAAAAAGUUGGACAAAAAUUGCGCCAAAUGCACGAGUGCCAAAUUACUUUUUAAACUCUCCUGUGAUCAUUUGGUCUGUCGUGUUUGCCUGUGUGAAUUAAAGACUGAGAAAGACUUAAUUUGUCCCACUUGCUGGGAAAAAAUAGAUCUGUAUAAAAUCAACAGGUUUCAUGUUGGAACAUAUUUUUAAUAUUUACUGGGGCUGAGGAGAAAUAAUAGUACACAACAGUACGAACCUAUUGUUUCAGAUGAUAAUUAUUAAGUUUAUCAAAGGCUGACACACUCUUCACAACAAUAUUUUUAAUACUUCUAACAUUAAUUUAUAAUAACUUUCCACUCUUAAUGGUUCACGUGUAUCUUUUGAGAACAAUUAUUUCUAGUAAUAUUAUAAUUUAUACUAAUAUUAUAAUAUAUAAUUAUACAAUGUUCAACUUCCAACUAAAAACAAAAAGAUUUUCCAUUUGUAAUUGCUGAUGUGGAAACAUGCCAAAAAUAUGAAAUAAAUUCGUAAUGAAAUAA
Cimex lectularius (bed bug) is the source of this 1811-nucleotide messenger RNA. RefSeq names its product RING finger protein 37. Gene Ontology annotation, biological process: protein polyubiquitination. The record is from RefSeq and is a predicted model, not a curated record. The transcript has a single exon. NCBI's taxonomy places the organism in Eukaryota, Metazoa, Arthropoda, Insecta, Hemiptera, Cimicidae. Gene Ontology annotation, cellular component: nucleus. Gene Ontology annotation, molecular function: ubiquitin-ubiquitin ligase activity; ubiquitin protein ligase binding. Bases 271 to 1482 code for a protein of 403 amino acids.